UUCUAGAACAUAAAUGAUUGGUAUCGAAGGAAUCGAUAUUUCAGGAUCGAUCCGCACAUCACUACUGUUAAGGGGGAUAGUGAGCGCAGAGACGGGAAAAAGUGUUGGUGUUCCAGGGUUUGCUCCUCCGUGUGUGAUCUUCCAGAAUAAAGCUGGGAAUAAAACAAAAAAAUAGAAACCGUUAUCCAGCUGAUGUCUUCCAGAUGUUGCUCACUAACAUCAGCAGGAAGCAGGAGGGCGAGCAGCUGCGGGUCUCAGGCAGACACGGAGAGAACCCCGCUCCAGCAGGAGGAUAAAACUGGUUCUAAAGGAGAACAGAAUGUUCCUCAUGGUGGUUCUGGUCCUCUCGGGGACAGGACUGAGCGUGAACGGCGACCUCCAUGUUCUUCAGUGGAUGCACGGCUGUGAGGGUGAGACACAGUCUGACGGCACGCUCGGGUUUGUCCGAGGCAUGGACAUGUACGCCUACGAUGGAGACGACUUCCUGUCCUUCAAUGAUAAAAAUGGAGUCUGGGUCGCUCUGAUUCCGGAGGCAGAACCCACCAAGAGGAAGUGGGACGGCGUCCAGGUGCUGAAAGAGUACACCAAGGGAUACCUGGAGAACGAGUGCAUCGAUUGGCUGAGCCUGUUCUUGAAUUAUGAACAACAGCAGCUACAAAACACCUCUCCACCCGAGGUGUCCCUGUAUGCAAAGACCUCCAGAGUGGAUGCAAACCUCAUCCUGACCUGCCUCGCCACAGGCUUCUACCCAGCAGAGCUCACAGUGAGGAUCAGAAGGAACGGUCGUGUCCUGACUGCAGACGACGGCCUGACGAGCUCGGGAGUUCUUCCAAAUCACGAUGAAACCUUCCAGAGGAGAGACCAUGUGGAGGUUUUAAGGUCUGACCUGUCUGCGUUCAGCUGUGAAGUCAUUCAUGAGGCAUCUACUGUGCGCGUUACCAGAGUUUGGGACUCUCAAAGCUCCUCUGCCUCUGCCUCUGACUCCGCCUCUGACUCCGCCUCUGACUCAGGUGUCUCCUCCGAUGACUCCGACAGCCGAGGCCCGGGUUCAGGCAGACUGCUGCUGGAGCCCGUCCAGCUGAUGUUCUGACGUCUGCAAGAACAUCCAUCAGAGCGCCUGAAGGCUCCCUGAAGCCACAUUUACCAAAACAAGUGUAUUUACCACAUUUCCCAACAUGCAGACUAAGAGGAGGCUCACGUUUGCUGCAUUUUACAGUUUAAACUUGGAGUUUUUACUCAAACAUGUCAAAUCAGGUUUGUGCAGCAGUGAGAAUAAAAAAGUGAAUCCAACUUUCAAACCUGCUGCAGUUUCAUAUAAACUGGAUUCUUUGAAAGAGCUCAGAAAGUAAAGCCUGGAAACCUCAGAGCAGCAGUUUGAUUCAGAGCCGCUGGAAGGAAAUAAUUCAUGUAUGAAAGAUGAGAAGAUUUUCAUGUAGAGAAAAAUCCACUCAGUGUUUGACAACAAGCUCCGAAAAGUCAAGAAAUACAGAAAUCUGUUUUUAUAUAUCAGCAACACAUCAGCUGCAUGACUUUCAGUGUCAUUCUCCCACAAUCCUCAAACCUCUUCAUUAUAGUGAACCACAGUCAUAUUUGUCAGAAAUAUUUACAGCUUCUGUUUAAAAAGUGUUUCAGUCGUAAUGUGAAGGAUCAGAAAAUAAAAGUAUUUUGUGUUGUUCUUUAUAAUAAACUGAACUUAUUAUGUGAAUCAUGAGUUUUUUUAUUGAUUAUACCACCGUACAGCAUGAAGGUAGAAACAGUUACAGUAACACUAUUCAUUUCAAAAUAAAAUGAUGAUGUUCGGAUUAUUUCCUGUAGCUAAUUUAACAUCUGUCCAUCUUUACUCAUGAGAAACUCCGCCCCUUUUUAUACCUGGUCAUGUGACUGACCUGCUGCCAGUGAACCUGAUCCCUGAACCCUGGAGGAGUUCUCAGGAUAACUGUGAGCCUGACCUGCUCUGUUCCUCUGUGACUCCCCGACCUGAGGCUCAAACAGCAGCUGCUGUAUGCAGUAUUUAUACAUGUAUUUGUAAUCCAUUACUCCCCACCUCUGGUCAUCAGUGAAAUCUAACUAUUGAGCUGUUCAGAGUUUUAGAGUUUCAGAGCCUGUAAAUGUGAGUGUGUGCUCUAUGCAGGCUGUCCACGUGUAUCACAUGGAUCAUAUCUGUGUAAAAGAACAAAGGGGAGUGUUAUGGGGACACAAACAGAGCCUGGAGACAGAAUCUGGAGACACACAGAGACUUCCCACUGCAGACGAAACAAACCACCUGAAAAUCCUGAUUGAAUUUCGCUGCACUCUCUCCUUACAUCCAUACUUUCUCUGCUUUUAACCUCCACACCUUCCCUUUUUAACUUCCUUGCAGAUGAUUUUAUUGAUGCUCUCACUGCACUCCUCUUCUUGGUGUUUUGAAACCUCAGGUCAUCAGAAGGUCUGAGUUUGAUGGUGAAACCAACAUUUACUGGCUAACAAACUGUGAAAUCAUUAAACAUCAAUAAUCCUGCUUUCUGAAACUCAAUCUCACCAAGAUUUAGAAAAUUCACAUUUUUUUAGUUCAAUAUGACCGGAAAUGAACUUCUAUACAGCCAGAGUCUUUUUAUCGCCGCCUGGUGGUCAUGAAAUAAAAAUGCAGGUUUAAGGCACCUGCUUCACUUUUUCUUACAUCAGUUUUGCUAAAUCCGUCUAUUAUACUGUUAGUGUGCAUAGUGCUGGGACUCCAUAAACAUUCAGACAAUCCUGAAGAGAGCAUGUUAAAGGUGACCUCUGACCCCAAAGAGCCAGUGUAGUGCUGUGACACAUGAUAGAGGUUCACAGGUCAGUGAAACUGUGCACAGGUGGAGGACUGCAGGACAGAAAAGUUUAUUUUAUUAUUUAUUUGUUUGGAUUUGACUGCAGAUUAUAUACAUGCUCAUUUCAACCCUGCACUCACACACACACACACACACUGCACUGUAUGCUGCAUGUCAGUGUUACUUUUACUGUAUCUGUUUUUAACUGUUUUCAGUAAAAAACUUCAUUCGGACUUUUCUUUGUUCUUUAUCUCGGUGGUAAAUCUAUCAACUCUUGAACUCUCUCACAGUUUAAGGCCGUCUCCGGGCGCCUGUGGUACUUUUUUUUAACUGUGUUGUUUAUUGUAGAUUGUAUUAUUUUUAUGAUGCUGAUGUAACACAAACAUCCCUUUAAUAAAGCAUCUCUGUCUCUGAUGUUCUCCAAUAUUUGUUAUGCUGUUAUUUCUACAUUUAGUUCAUUAUUUGAAUUUCCCUGCUUUUGAUUGGCUGAUGUAGCACCCUGAAGGAUUAACGUAGGCUCGAUGUUAUAAAACUGGGUUGAUCCUGGUUUUGACACCCCGUGAGAAAAAAAAACAAUAAAAAAUAA
Pelmatolapia mariae (spotted tilapia) is the source of this 3369-nucleotide messenger RNA. RefSeq names its product H-2 class I histocompatibility antigen, Q10 alpha chain-like. The record is from RefSeq and is a predicted model, not a curated record. Gene Ontology annotation, biological process: immune response. Gene Ontology annotation, cellular component: external side of plasma membrane. The transcript is spliced from 6 exons. Lineage: Eukaryota; Metazoa; Chordata; Actinopteri; Cichliformes; Cichlidae. The coding region runs from base 320 to 1090 and encodes 256 amino acids.